Messenger RNA from Coregonus sp. 'balchen', 44374 nucleotides. Lineage: Eukaryota; Metazoa; Chordata; Actinopteri; Salmoniformes; Salmonidae. The record is from the annotation of a GenBank genome assembly.
AUGUGGUCCGGCUUCCAUGGUCCCUCUGAGCUGAUCAACGGUUCCUACAAGGAGCUGGACGAUCAUCAUCACCUGGGUCACGUCGAUGCUGCUUUCUGUCUCCACCAGCCUAACGACGAAGACCAUUUGCACACCUACUUCUUCCUGGUAUUGACCUCUCACUUCCUGUUUUUACCAUCCCAGUGAGCAAAAUUGGUUGAAAGGCGUCUUUUCAACAUCUUUUAAACCAAAAAUACUUAUUUUUCAACUUCUAGGGAUAUCUACUGAAACGCUGGUAGGGUUGGGUAGGUUACUUUCUAAAUAUAAUUUGUUACAGUUGCUAGUUACCUGUUCAAAAAUUGUAAUCAGUUACGUAACAUUUGGAUCACCCAAACUCAGUAAAGUAAUUUGAUUAUUUUCAGUUACUUUUUGAUUACUUUCAGUAAUAGGCAUUAGAAGAAGACAAAAAGGAUCCAUCAAACGCAUUUGGUCUGUCAUCAUAGUGGUCUAUGAUUGGUGGUCAUCAUUUGGUCUGUCAUCAUAGAGGUCUCUGAUUGGUGGUCAUCAUUUGGUCUGUCAUCAUAGUGUUCUCUGACUUGUGGUCAGACUAGCUCAGGUGGAAUUGAAAACAAACAUCCUUUCUGAAUUUAAAAGUAAUCCAAGAAGUAAUCAUCUAGUUUUUCAAAAGUAUCUGUAAUCUUAUUACAAUAUUAGAGCUGGUACUGACUACAGUUACAGUAAAAAAAUAAAUAAUCUAAUUACAUGUAGCUGAUUACAUGCAAUCAGUUACUCCCCAAACCUGAACAUUGGUCCCGUCCAGAAACACCCUGGUCCCGUCCAGAAACACCCUGGUCCCGUCCAGAAACACCCUGGUCCCGUCCAGAAACACCCUGGUCCCGUCCAGAAACACCCUGGUCCCGUCCAUGGUCCCGUCCAGAAACACCCUGGUCCCGUCCAGAAACACCCUGGUCCCGUCCAGAAACACCCUGGUCCCGUCCAUGGUCCUGUCCAGAAACACCCUGGUCCCGUCCAGAAACACCCUGGUCCCGUCCAGAAACACCCUGGUCCCGUCCAUGGUCCCGUCCAGAAACACCCUGGUCCCGUCCAGAAACACCCUGGUCCCGUCCAGAAACACCCUGGUCCCGUCCAGAAACACCCUGGUCCCGUCCAUGGUCCCAUCCAGAAACACCCUGGUCCCAUCCAGAAACACCCUGGUCCCGUCCAGAAACAACCCUGGUCCCGUCCAGAAACACCCUGGUCCCUUCCAAACACCCUGGUCCCGUCCGAAACACCCUGGUCCCGUCCAGAACACACCUGGUCCCGUCCUAAACACCCUGGUCCGUCCAGAAACACCCUGGUCCCGUCCAUGGUCCGUCCAGAACACCUGGUCCGUCCAGAAACCCCUGGUCCGUCCAGAAACACCCUGGUCCCGUCCAUGGUCCCGUCCAUAAACACCCUGGUCCCGUCCAGAACACCCUGGUCCCGUCCAGAAACACCCUGGUCCCGUCCAGAAACACCCUGGUCCCGUCCAGAACACCCUGUCCCGUCCAGAAACACCCUGUCCCGUCCAUGGUCCCGUCCAGAAACAACCCUGGUCCCGUCCAGAAACACCCUGGUCCCGUCCAGAAACACCCUGGUCCCGUCCAUGGUCCCGUCCAGAAACACCCUGGUCCCGUCCAGAAACCCAACCCUGGUCCCGUCCAGAACACCUGGUCUCCAACACCCUGGUCCCUUCCAGAAAAAACCCUGGUCCCGUCCAGAAACACCCUGGUCCCGUCAGAAACACCCUGGUCCCGUCCAGAAACACCCUGGUCCCGUCCAGAAACACCCUGGUCCGUCCAGAAACACCCUGGUCCCGUCCAGAAACACCCUGGUCCCGUCCAUGGUCCCAUCCAGAACACCCUGGUCCCGUCCAGAAACACCCUGGUCCCGUCCAGAAACACCUGGUCCCGUCCAGAAACAACCCUGGUCCCAUCCAGAAACACCCUGGUCCCGUCAGAAACACCCUGUCCCGUCCAGAAACACCCUGGUCCCAUCCAGAAACACCCUGGUCCCGUCCAUGGUCCCGUCCAAACACCCUGGUCCCAUCCAGAAACACCCUGGUCCGUCCAGAAACACCCUGGUCCCGUCCAGAAAACCCUGGUCCCUUCCAGAAAACACCCUGGUCCCGUCCAGAAACACCCUGGUCCCGUCCAGAAACACCCUGGUCCCGUCCAGAAACACCCUGGUCCCGCCAUGGUGCCGUCCAGAAACACCCUGGUCCCAUCCAGAAACACCCUGGUCCCGUCCAGAAACACCCUGGUCCCUCCAGAAACAACCCUGGUCCCUUCCAGAAACACCCUGGUCCCGUCCGAAACACCCUGGUCCCGUCCAAAACACCCUGGUCCCGUCCAGAAACACCCUGGUCCCGUCCAGAAACACCUGGUCCCGUCCAGAAAAACCCUGGUCCCGUCCAGAAACACCCUGGUCCCGUCCAGAAACACCCUGGUCCCGUCCAGAAACACCCUGGUCCCUUCCAGAAACACCCUGGUCCCGUCCAGAAACACCCUGGUCCCGUCCAGAAACACCCUGGUCCCGUCCAAAAACACCCUGGUCCCGUCCAAAAACACCCUGGUCCCGUCCAGAAACACCCUGGUCCCGUCCAGAAACACCCUGGUCCCGUCCAGAAAAACCCUGGUCCCGUCCAUGGUCCCGUCCAGAAACACCCUGGUCCCAUCCAGAAACACCCUGGUCCCGUCCAGAAACACCCUGGUCCCGUCCAGAAACACCCUGGUCCCUUCCAGAAACACCCUGGUCCCGUCCAGAAACACCCUGGUCCCGUCCAGAAACACCCUGGUCCCGUCCAGAAACACCCUGGUCCCGUCCAGAAACACCCUGGUCCCGUCCAGAAACACCCUCUAUCCCCAGCACUUUGACACUUGUGUAGAUCUAAAAAAGAUUGGAUUGUUCUAAACAAUAUGGCAGUAGCUCCGCCUUUCCCUCUGAUUCCUCUCUCCUCUCUAGGACAACAAGGUGUUCAGCUACCAUGAGCAUAGCCAUAGCCUGGUGGAGGGCUUCCCCAAGGACAUCUCUGAGGUGUUCCCUGGUGUCCCUGACCACCUGGACGCUGCUGUGGAGUGUCCAAAGGGAGAUUGUCUCCGAGACUCUGUCAUAUUCUUUAAGGGUAAGCUAAUCAAUGUCCUAUAUCUCUAUAAAUCAACAAUCAAUCUCUAUAAAUCAACAAUGUGUAAAUGUAGCAUUUUCAAUUAAAACAUUUCAAUCCCUGUCCUCUGUAGCUCAGUUGGUAGAGCAUGGCACUUGCAAUGCCAGGAUAGUGUUUCUUUCCUGGGACCACCCAUAAGUAAAAUAUUCAUGGACACAUGACUGUAAACCGCUUUGGAUAAAAAUAUACAGUUGAAGUCGGAAGUUUAAAACUUGUUUUUCAACCACUCCACAAAUUUCUUGUUAACAAACAUUAGUUUUGGCAAGUUGGUUAGGACAUGUACUUUGUGCAUGACACAAGUAAUUUUUCCAACAAUUGUUUACAGACAGAUUAUUUCACUUAUAAUUCACUGUAUCACAAUUCCAGUGGGUCAGAAGUUUACAUACACUAAGUUGACUGUGCCUUUAAACAGCUUGGAAAAUUCCAGAAAAUGAUGUCAUGGCUAUAGGAGCUUCUGAUAGGCUAAUUGACAUACUUUGAGCAAAUUGGAGGUGUACCUGUCGAUUUAUUUCAAGGCCUACCUUCAAACUCAGUGCCUAUUUGCUUGACAUCGGCAGGAUAGAACGGCUGACUCUGGUAAGACAAGGGGUGGCGGUCUUUGUAUAUUUAUAAACAACAGCUGGUGCACAAAAUCUAAUACUAAGGAAGUCUCGAGGUUUUGCUCGCCUGAGGUAGAGUAUCUUAUGAUAAGCUGUAGACCACACUAUUUACUAAAAUAGUUUUCAUCUAUAUUUUUCAUAGCUGUCUAUUUACCACCACAAACCAAUUCUGGCAUUAAGAUUGCACUCAAUGAGCUGUAUAAGGCCAUAACUAAACAGGAAAACGCUCACCAAGAGGUAGCGCUCCUAGUGGCCGGGGACUUUAAUGCAGGGAAACUUAAAUCCGUUCUACCUAAUUUCUACCAGCAUGUUAAAUGUGCAACCAGAGGAAAAAAAACUCUAGACCACCUUUACUCCACACACAGAGAGGCAUACAAAGCUCUCCCUCGCCCUCCAUUUGGCAAAUCUGACCAUAACUCUAUCCUCCUGAUUCCUGCUUAUAAGCAAAAACUAAAGCAGGAAGCACCAGUGACUCGGUUAAUAAAAAAGUGGUCAGAUGAAGCAGAUGCUAAGCUACAGGACUGUUUUGCUAGCACAGACUGGAACAUGUUCUGGGAUUCUUCAGAUAGCAUUGAGGAGUACACCACAUCAGUCACUGGCUUCAUCAAUAAGUGCAUCGAUGACGUCAUCCCCACAGUGACCGUAUGUACAUACCCCAACCAGAAGCCAUGGAUUACAGGCAACAUCUGCACUGAGCUAAAGGGUAGAGCUGCCGCUUUCAAGGAGCGGGACUCUAACCUGGACGCUUAUAAGAAAUCCCGCUAUGCCCUCCGAUGAACCAUCAAACAGACAAAGAGUCAAUACAGGACUAAGAUUGAAUCGUACUACACCGGCUCUGACGCUCGUCAGAUGUGGCAGGGCUUGAAAACUAUUACAGACUACAAAGGGAAGCACAGCCGCGAGCUUCCCAGUGACACAAGCCUACCAGACGAGCUAAACCACUUCUAUGCUCGCUUCGAGGCAAGCAACACUGAAGCAUGCAUGAGAGCACCAGCUGUUCCAGAUGACUAUGUGAUCACGCUCUCCGUCGCCGAUGUAAGACUUUUAAGCAGGUCAACAUUCACAAGGCCGCAGGGCCAGACGGAUUACCAGGACGUGUACUCCGAUCAUGUGCUGACCAACUGGCAAGUGUCUUCACCGACAUUUUCAACAUGUCCCUGACUGAGUCUGUAAUACCAACAUGUUUCAAGCAGACCACAAUAGUCCCCGUGCCCAAGAACACUAAGAUAACCUGUCUAAAUGACUACCUACCCGUAGCACUGACGUCUGUAGCCAUGAAGUGCUUUGAAAGGCUGGUCAUGGCUCACAUCAACACCAUUAUCCCAGAAACCCGAGACCCACUCCAAUUUGCAUACCGCCCCAACAGAUCCACAGAUGAUGCAAUCUCUAUUGCACUCCACACUGCCCUUUCCCACCUGGACAAGAGGAACACCUACGUGAGAAUGCUAUUCAUUGACUACAGCUCAGCAUUCAACACCAUAGUGCCCUUAAAGCUCAUCACUAAGCUAAGGAUCCUGGGACUAAACACCUCCCUCUGCAACUGGAUCCUGGACUUCCUGACGGGCCGCCCCCAGGUGGUAAGGGUAGGUAACAACACAUCUGCCACGCUGAUCCUCAACACAGGGGCCCCUCAGGGGUGCGUGCUCAGUCCCCUCCUGUACUCCCUGUUCACCCAUGACUGCAUGGCCAAGCACGACUCCAACACCAUCAUUAAGUUUGCCAACGACACAACAGUGGUAGGCCUGAUCACAGACAACGAUGAGACAGCCUAUAGGGAGGAGGUCAGAGACCUGGCUGUGUGGUGCCAGGAUAACAACCUCUCCCUCAACGUGACAAAGACAAAGGAGAUGAUUGUGGACUACUGGAAAAAAAAGUGGACUGAGCAAGCCCCCAUUCUCAUCGACGGGGCUGUAGUGGAACAGGUUGAGAGCUUCAAGUUCCUUGGUGUCCACAUCACCAACGAACUAUCAUGGUCCAAACACACCAAGACAGUCGUGAAGAGGGCAGGACAAAGCCUAUUCCCCCUCAGGAGACUAAAAAGAUUUGGCAUGGGUCCUCAGAUCCUCAAAAAGUUCUACAGCCGCACCAUCGAGAGCAUCCUGACUGGUUGCAUCACCGCCUGGUAUGGCAACUGCUCGGCCUCUGACCGCAAGGCACUACAGAGGGUAGAGCGUACGGCCCAGUACAUCACUGGGGCCAAGCUUCCUGCCAUCCAGGACCUCUAUACCAAGCGGUGUCAGAGGAAGGCCCUCAAAAUUGUCAAAGACUCCAGCCACCCUAGUCAUAGACUGUUCUCUCUGCUACUGCACGGCAAGCGGUACCGGAGCGCCAAGUCUAGGUCCAAAAGGCUUCUCAACAGCUUCUACCCCCAAGCCAUAAGACUCAUGAACAGCUAAUCAUUGCUACCCGGACUAUUUGCACUGCCCCCCCACCCCCACCCCAUCUUUUUACGCUGCUGCUACUCUGUUAUAUAUUUAUGCAUAGUCACUUUAACUCUACCCACAUGUACAUAUUACUUCAACUACCUCAACUAGCCGGUGCCCCCGCACAUUGACUCUGCACCGGUACCCCCCUGUAUAUAGCCUCCCUACUGUUAUUUUAUUUUACUUCUGCUCUUUUUUGUUGUUGUUGUUUUAUUGUAGUUUUUUAUUAAGAAAUAAUUGCAUUGUUGGGUAAGGGCUGUAAGUAAGCAUUUUACGGUAAUGUCUGCACCUGUUGUAUUCGGCGCAUGUGGCAAAUACAAUUUGAUUUGAUUUGAUUUGAUCAUGGGAAUCAGCCAAGACCUCACAAAGAAAUGUGUAGACCUCCACAAUUCUGGUUCAUCCUAUGGAGCAAUUUCCAAACGCCUGAAGGUACCACGUUCAUCUGUACAAACAAUAGUACGCAAGUAUAAACACCAUGGGACCACGCAGCCAUCAUACCGCUCAGGAAGGAGACGCGUUCUGUAUCCUAGAGAUGAACGUACUUUGGUGCGAAAAGUGCAAAUCAAUCCCAGAACAACAGCAAAUGACCUUGUGAAGAUGCUGGAGGAAACAGGUACAAAAGUAUCUAUAUCCACAAUAAAACGAGUCCUAUAUCGACAUAACCUGAAAGGUUGCUCAGCAACGAAGAAGCCACUGCUCUCCAAAACCGCCAUAAAAAAGCCGGACUACGGUUUGCAACUGCCCAUGGGGACAAAGAUCGUACUUUUUGGAGAAAUAUCCUCUGGUCUGAUGAAACAAAAAUAGAACUGUUUGGCAUAAUGACCAUCGUUAUGUUUGGAGGAAAAAGGGGGAGGCUUGCAAGCCUAAGAACACCAUCCCAACCGUGAAGCACAGGGGUGGCAGCAUCAUCCUGUGGGGGUGCUUUGCUGCAGGAGGGACUGGUGCACUUCACAAAAUAGAUGGCAUCAUGAGGAAGGAAAAUGAUGUGGAUAUAUUGAAGCAAAAUCUCAAGACAUCAGUCAGGAAGUUAAAGCUUGGUAGCAAAUGGGUCUUCCAAAUGGACAAUGACCACAAGCAUACUUCCAAAGUUGUGGCAAAAUGGCUUAAGGACAACAACAAGUAAAGGUAUUGGAGUGGCCAUCACAAAGCCCUGACCUCAAUCCUAUAGAAAAUGUGUGGCCAGAACUGAAUAAGCGUGUGCGAGCAAGGAGGCCUACAAACCUGACUCAGUUACACCAGCUCUGUCAAGAGGAAUGGGCCAAAAUUCACCCAACUUAUUGUGGGAAGCUACGCGAAACGUUUGACCCAAGUUAAACAAUUUGAAGACAAUGCUACCAAAUACUAAUUGAGUGUAUGUAAACUUCUGACCCACUGGUAAUGUGAUGAAAGAAGUAAAAGCUGAAAUAAAUCAUUCUCUCUACUAGUAUUCUGACAUUUCACAUUCUUAAAAUAAAGUGGUGAUCCUAACUGACGUAGAACAAGGAAUCUUUACUAGGAUUAAAUGUAUUCGGCUAAGGUGUAUGUAAACUUCGGACUUCAACUGUAUAAUGCUAUUAUAUAUUAUUGAUACCUGAAUUGACUCCAACCCUGCUUCCUCCCCCCAGGGCAUGACGUGUUCCACUUUGACACCCACACUAAGAAAGUGAAGGCUAGCCAGUGGGACCACCUCCCCAACUGCACCUCAGCACUUCGCUGGUUGGAUCACUACUACUGUUUCCAUGGACACCAGUUCACCAGGUUCCACCCUUGGUCCGGGACUGUGACAGGGAAGUACCCCAAAGACGCCCGCGACUUCUUCAUGAAGUGCCCCAACUUCAGUGAGUCCGGGGGGGGGGGGGGGGGGGGCAGCUAAACACAGAUCUCAAACACAGCUGACAUCUUAACGUUGACCAGCCAUGUAUGGUUGUUAUUAAUGUGUUGUUAAAGGUAGACUCAGCAAGAUGAUGUAGAUGCGGAAAUUAAACAGCAGUAGUGGGUAAAUCUCCGCAAAAACUAAGAGCGUUGAAGCGCGACUCUAAACGUCUCAGCUCUUUUUGUCCCAUAACUACCACAUUGUAGCAGUGUGAAGCGAACCCGUGCACAAGCGCAGAUACACUCUGUGUGACUGUGUGAAAGCAAAAGUCUUGCAUCGCUGAAUCUACCUUUUAAUGUGCAUCUUUGUGAAGUUUCUGAUUUGAUCAUGAUGUCACCCAGGCCGUUUGAGCGACCACACGGAGAGAGAGCGUUGCAGCCACGUCCCCUUGGACGCCAUGACAUCAGAUGACCUGGAGAAAGCCCUCGCCUUCAGAGGUGUAUAUGGCUUUGUUUUUUACUCGUUGUGUGUACCUGUGUGUCUGUUCAUAGUGUGUUUGACCUCAGUGGUUGUGUACCUGUGUGUGUUGAUAUGGUGUUGUCGUGCACUGUAACCUGCACUGUAGCAUUUUAUUGUAAACGAGAAAGUCUCAAUGACCUAUCUGGUUAAAUAAAGGCAAAAUAAAAUAAAAAAUACUCCUCCCUAUCUUAAAUCUGUCCAAAACUGCUCGCCCGCUUCUCACAGGUGACUAUUACCUGCAGAAGACUGAGGGGAGCAAUGAUGGCUGGCAUGCCUUCCCCAUCGCUCAUACCUUCAAGGACCUGCAGAGUGACGUGACAGCAGCCUUCUCUUACGCUGGCCACCUGCACUUCAUCAAGGUGAGAGGGAGGGAGGGAGGGAGGUGAGGAGGGACGUUGGAGGGAGGGAGGAGGGAGAUGAGAGGAGAGGAGAGAGAGAGAGAAGGAGAGAGAGAUCGAGAGCUAGAUAUCGCGCGCGAUAGCUAUACGAUCGAGGAGAUGGCGAGAGAGAUAGAUAGAGGUGGAUGCGUAUUUCUCUCCUCAUCUCUCCUCUCUCGCGAUCUCUCUCGCUCUGCGAGAUAGCAAGAGAGAGAGAGAGAGAGAGAGAGGGCCUUGGCCCCGUCACACAUUAGCUGGAGCUGAUUUCCAGUGAUUGUCCCUCGAUGGGCUUCUUCUCCUAAUAACAAUAAUUGCUUGGAUUUAUAUAGCGCCUUUCCAACCUACAGUAGGAGCUCAAAGCGUAAUAGUAAGGCCUCUUCCAUCACCAAGGUGUAGACCCACUUGUAAUGUUUCUUCACUGGCGUAUGCUGUAACAACAGGAAGAGCAGAUGUUUGUGUAUAAGUCUGGUGGUGAACAGUACCAGCUGGUGGAGGGAUUCCCCAAACCCCUGAAGGAUGAGCUGGGGAUCGAAGGACCGCUGGACGCUGCCUUUGUCUGUGGAGAACAUUCCAUUUUGCACGUCAUCAAGGGUGCGGUGCCAACCUUCUUUUGUCAUACAUUUACAUAGAGGGUGCAAUGUAAUGAAUACGACUCUUGUUUCCAUUUGGUGACUUAAUGAAUACGACUCUUGUUUCCAUUUGGUGACUUAAUGAAUACGACUCUUGUUUCCAUUUGGUGACUUAAUGAAUACGACUCUUGUUUCCAUUUGGUGACUUAAUGAAUACGACUCUUGUUUCCAUUUGGUGACUUAAUGAAUACGACUUGUUUCCAUUUGGUGACUUAAUGAAUACGACUCUUGUUUCCAUUUGGUGACUUAAUGAAUACGACUCUUGUUUCCAUUUGGUGACUUAAUGAAUACGACUCUUGUUUCCAUUUGGUGACUUAAUGAAUACGACUCUUGUUUCCAUUUGGUGACUUAAUGAAUACGACUCUUGGUUCCAUUUGGUGACUUAAUGAAUACGACUCUUGGUUUCCAUUUGGUGACUUAAUGAAUACGACUCUUGUUUCCAUUUGGUGACUUAAUGAAUACGACUCUUGUUUCCAUUUGGUGACUUAAUGAAUACGACUCUUGGUUCCAUUUGGUGACUUAAUGAAUAUGACUCUUGUUUCCAUUUGGUGACUUAAUGAAUACGACUCUUGUUUCCAUUUGGUGACUUAAUGAAUACGACUCUUGUUUCCAUUUGGUGACUUAAUGAAUACGACUCUUGUUUCCAUUUGGUGACUUAAUGAAUACGACUCCUGUUUCCAUUUGGUGACUUAAUGAAUACGACUCUUGUUUCCAUUUGGUGACUUAAUGAAUACGACUCUUGUUUCCAUUUGGUGACUUAAUGAAUACGACUCUUGGUUCCAUUUGGUGACUUAAUGAAUACGACUCUUGUUUCCAUUUGGUGACUUAAUGAAUACGACUCUUGUUUCCAUUUGGUGACUUAAUGAAUACGACUCUUGUUUCCAUUUGGUGACUUAAUGAAUACGACUCUUGUUUCCAUUUGGUGACUUAAUGAAUACGACUCUUGUUUCCAUUUGGUGACUUAAUGAAUACGACUCUUGUUUCCAUUUGGUGACUUAAUGAAUACGACUCUUGUCACAUGAGGUCUUCAUACCUCUCCACUGCUCCCUCCCUCCCUCCCUCCCUCCCUCCCUUCCAGGGAACCAGAUGUUUGACAUUGAGCUGACCAGCACUCCAAGAGGUGUGGUCAUGGAGUCCAGGCUGCCGUUCCCCAAGGUGGACGCUGCCGUGUGCAGCCCCGACGGCAUCAGGGUGUUUGUGGGAGCAGAUUACUUCCAGUACGAGACCCCUAUGCUGCUGGCUAACAGCAGGAUCGUGCCUGAGCCACACAAGACAUCACUGGAGAUGUUUGGCUGUGGACACAAUGGGACCAACGUGAGUCAGUCAUUGACUAUGCACGGUCCAAAUCCUUGAGAUAAAUAACUUGAGAUCCAUGCUCUUAAAUCGUGCUGUCAAAUGACCUAGUGGCCUCCUGGGUGGAAUGUUAUUAAAAAAAAAAUGCAUAAUUUCAUAAUUAAUAAACAUAAAGAAAUACAAAUUCUAUGUCAAAGGGUUUUUGUUAUAUUUCAGUCUUCUGUGAUGUAUAUAAAGUGUAAUAUUGGGAUGAAAACUCACAUUUGAAUGCAUUUCAACUCUAUAUCUGACAUGGUACAAGGGGUCUUUUUUUUUUUUUUAAGCCCAUAACCACAUGUGUGAGGUGUAUACUUUUGUUUCAAUGUAGAUUUGUUCAAGACUACCAAGAAACACUCUGUGCGACCCUGAUUUAGCCCACUGCAGUAAAUGGUUAAGGUCAAUGUUAGUUUUGUAGGAAAACUCUAGUCACGCAUGUGGAUCUCAAGUUAAGAUUUCUCCUGAUGAUUUGAUGAGGCAUCGAUUGGGUUAAAUCAGGACUGACGGGACAGUUUCUGAUCACAGGUCCCGAAGUGUGUUUAGUGUUUUCAUUGAGUUGACUUUCACUCAUUAUGUCAUGUCAGUAUUAUAUUUGUAACCAGGAAGAAUGAUCCUACCUCAUAUCCCCACUUCUUCUACUGUUAACUCCAGCUGUUGUUUGUCUGACAUGUUGUCUGUCUGACAUGUUGUCUGUCUGACAUGUUGUCUGUCUGACAUGUUGUCUGUCUGACAUGUUGUCUGUCUGACACGUUGUCUGUCUGACACGUUGUCUGUCUGACAUGUUGUCUGUCUGACAUGUUGUCUGUCUGAAAUGUUGUCUGUCUGACAAGUUGAAGUGUCUGACAUGAACGAAGCAACACAACGAUAAUACUUCUGCUUUUAUUGUGUCCAUGUCUUCCAAUGAAUAGUACACUCAACUCUCCCAAUAUACUUACAGUAUAUUACAGUUCCAAUAUACUUUUGUGUUUCAUACUAUACAUACCCCUGUUCACUAUAGUAAAAAGAUGACAUCAAAGUCAUUCUAAGGGAUCAAAACUAUAUACAAUAAAUUACCAAAAGUAUGUGGACACCUGCUCGUCCAACACCUCAUUCCAAAAUCAUGGGCAUUAAUAUGGAGUUGGUCCCCCCUUUGCUGCUAUAACAGCCUCCACUCUUCUGGGAAGGAUUUCCACUAGAUGUUGUAACAUUGCUGCGGGGACUUGCUUCCAUUCAGCCACAACAGCAUUAGUGAGGUCGGGCACUGAUGUUGGGCGAUUAGGCCUUGGCUCGCAGUCGGCGUUUCAAUUCAUCCCAAAGAUGUUCGAUGGGGGUUGAGGUCAGGCUCUGUGCAGGCCAGUCAAUUUCUUCCACACAAAGCAUUUCUGUAUGGCCCUCUCUUUGUGCACAGGGGCAUUGUCAUGCUGAAACAGGAUAGGGCCUUCCCCAAACUGUUGCCACAAAAAUGGAAGCACAGAAUCAUCUAAAAUGUCAUUGCAUACUGUAGCGUUAAGAUUUCCCUUCACUGGAACUAAGGUGCCUAGCCCGAACCAGGAAAAACAGCCCCAGACGAUUAUUCCUCCUCCACCAAACUUUACAGUUGGCACUAUGCAUUGGGGCAGGUAGCGUUCUCCUGGCAUCCGCCAAAUCCAGACUUGUCCGUCGGACUGCCAGAUGGUGAAGCGUGAUUCAUCACUCCAGAGAAAGCGUUUCCACUGCUCCAGGUUCCAAUGGUGGCGUGCUUUACAGCACUCCAGCCGACGCUUGUUACCUGUAUAAAAGACACCUGUCCACAGAAGCAAACAAUCAAUCAGAUUCCAAACUCUCCACCAUGGCCAAGACCAAAGAGCUCUCCAAGGAUGUCAGGGACAAGAUUGUAGACCUACACAAGGCUGGAAUGGGCUACAAGACCAUCGCCAAGCAGUUUGGUGAGAAGGUGACAACAGUUGGUGCGAUUAUUUGCAAAUGGAAGAAACACAAAAUAACUGUCAAUCUCCCUCGGCCUGGGACUCCAUGCAAGAUCUCACCUCGUGGAGUUGCAAUGAUCAUGAGAACGGUGAGGAAUCAGCCCAGAACUACACGGGAGGAUCUUGUCAAUGAUCUCAAGGCAGCUGGGACCAUAGUCACCAAAAAAACAAUUGGUAACACACUACGCCGUGAAGGACUGAAAUCCUGCAGCGCCCGCAAGGUCCCCCUGCUCAAGAAAGCACAUAUACAGGCCCGUCUGAAGUUUGCCAAUGAACAUCUGAAUGAUUCAGAGGAGAACUGGGUGAAAGUGUUGUGGUCAGAUGAGACCAAAAUCGAGCUCUUUGGCAUCAACUCAACUCGCCGUGUUUGGAGGAGGAGGAAUGCUGCCUGUGACCCCAAGAACACCAUCCCCACCGUCAAACAUGGAGGUGGAAACAUUAUGCUUUGGGGGUGUUUUUCUGCUAAGGGGACAGGACAACUUCACCGCAUCAAAGGGACGAUGGACGGGGCCAUGUACCGUCAAAUCUUGGGUGAGAACCUCCUUCCCUCAGCCAGGGCAUUGAAAAUGGGUCGUGGAUGGGUAUUCCAGCAUGACAAUGACCCAAAACACACGGCCAAGGCAACAAAGGAGUGGCUCAAGAAGAAGCACAUUAAGGUCCUGGAGUGGCCUAGCCAGUCUCCAGACCUUAAUCCCAUAGAAAAUCUGUAGAGGGAGCUGAAGGUUCGAGUUGCCAAACAUCAGCCUCGAAACCUUAAUGACUUGGAGAAGAUCUGCAAAGAGGAGUGGGACAAAAUCCCUCCUGAGAUGUGUGCAAACCUGGUGGCCAACUACAAGAAACGUCUGACCUCUGUGAUUGCCAACAAGGGUUUUGCAACCAAGUACUAAGUCAUGUUUUGCAGAGGGGUCAAAUACUUAUUUCCCUCAUUAAAAUGCUAAUCAAUUUAUAACAUUUUUGACAUGUGUUUUUCUGGAUUUUUUGUUGUUAUUCUGUCUCUCACUGUUCAAAUAAACCUACCAUUAAAAUUAUAGACUGAUCAUGUCUUUGUCAGUGGGCAAACGUACAAAAUCAGCAGGGGAUCAAAUACUUUUUUCCCUCACUGUAUAUAUAAAUAUACAUACAUACAGUGGGGGAAAAAUGUAUUUAGUCAGCCACCAAUUGUACAAGUUCUCCCACUUAAAAAGAUGAGAGAGGCCUGUAAUUUUCAUCAUAGGUACACGUCAACUAUGACAGACAAAUUGAGGAAAAAAAAUCCAGAAAAUCACAUUGUAGGAUUUUUAAUGAAUUUAUUUGCAAAUUAUGGUGGAAAAUAAGUAUUUGGUCACCUACAAACAACCAAGAUUUCUGGCUCUCACAGACCUGUAACUUCUUCUUUAAGAGGCUCCUCUGUCCUCCACUCGUUACCUGUAUUAAUGGCACCUGUUUGAACUUGUUAUCAGUAUAAAAGACACCUGUCCACAACCUCAAACAGUCACACUCCAAACUCCACUAUGGCCAAGACCAAAGAGCUGUCAAAGGACACCAGAAACAAAAUUGUAGACCUGCACCAGGCUGGGAAGACUGAAUCUGCAAUAGGUAAGCAGCUUGGUUUGAAGAAAUCAACUGUGGGAGCAAUUAUUAGGAAAUGGAAGACAUACAAGACCAAUCUCCCUCGAUCUGGGGCUCCACGCAAGAUCUCACCCCGUGGGGUCAAAAUGAUCACAAGAACGUUGAGCAAAAAUCCCAGAACCACACGGGGGGACCUAGUGAAUGACCUGCAGAGAGCUGGGACCAAAGUAACAAAGCCUACCAUCAGUAACACACUACGCCGCCAGGGACUCAAAUCCUGCAGUGCCAGACGUGUCCCCCUGCUUAAGCCAGUACAUGUCCAGGCCCGUCUGAAGUUUGCUAGAGUGCAUUUGGAUGAUCCAGAAGAGGAUUGGGAGAAUGUCAUAUGGUCAGAUGAAACCAAAAUAUAACUUUUUGGUAAAAACUCAACUCGUCGUGUUUGGAGGACAAAGAAUGCUGAGUUGCAUCCAAAGAACACCAUACCUACUGUGAAGCAUGGGGGUGGAAACAUCAUGCUUUGGGGCUGUUUUUCUGCAAAGGGACCAGGACGACUGAUCCGUGUAAAGGAAAGAAUGAAUGGGGCCAUGUAUCGUGAGAUUUUGAGUGAAAACCUCCUUCCAUCAGCAAGGGCAUUGAAGAUGAAACGUGGCUGGGUCUUUCAGCAUGACAAUGAUCCCAAACACACCGCCCGGGCAACGAAGGAGUGGCUUCGUAAGAAGCAUUUCAAGGUCCUGGAGUGGCCUAGCCAGUCUCCAGAUCUCAACCCCAUAGAAAAUCUUUGGAGGGAGUUGAAAGUCCGUGUUGCCCAGCGACAGCCCCAAAACAUCACUGCUCUAGAGGAGAUCUGCAUGGAGGAAUGGGCCAAAAUACCAGCAACAGUGUGUGAAAACCUUGUGAAGACUUACAGAAAACGUUUGACCUGUGUCAUUGCCAACAAUGGGUAUAUAACAAAGUAUUGAGAAACUUUUGUUAUUGACCAAAUACUUAUUUUCCACCAUAAUUUGCUAAUUUUUUUUCCUCUAAGUUUUGAAUCCGCCGUCAUUUUGCGUAUCAGUUCAUAAACACUAUGCCAUGGAAUCGGUUCGUCAAAAAUCUCUUCCCAACUAUUUUGCAAUCUAUAUGGGACGGCUGUCAAUCUUUUGGUCCUUAAUUGAUACUGGUAAACUUUACUAUUUAUCACAAUUUUCUUUAAACAAUGAUGGUCUUUAAUGCAAGGCCGACAGACAAGUUCCUUACUUUUUCCUCCUUCCACUUUCCUCUUCAAUUUUUGCGGUAAUGCUACAAUUAUUUGGUUGUAAUUUUGGGUAGAGCAGACAUUUCCAUAUGUUUUUGUUAGCUGCAUGUGCGACAUAACUCCACCAUUCAUACCGAUAAUAUCAUUUACGAAGAUUAUACUUUUUUUUUUAAUGUUCUAAAAAAGAAAGUUGUUUUAAUCAAUUAGUAUAUUUGAGUUUAACCACAAUAUUUGUUACAAUAUUUUUUCUGUCAUUUCUGGAGGAUUAAAUUGAAAUUGCAACCAACUUUCUAUGGCUUGUUUUAGAAAUAGUUAUAUUUGGGAGAUGAUUUCCUUUUCAAAUACCUGAAAGUGAGGGGUUGUAAUCGGAAUAAAGGGAAAAAGUCCCUUUUUGAACAUUAGGUGAGACAAUCUUACUAGUUUGCUAGAGAACCAGUUCGGAUUUAAGUAUAAUUUUAGUGAUAGGUCUAAUGCUUUAAUAUUUAAUCAUUUCUGUCCUCCUAAUUCAUAUUCAUUAUAUAAAUAGGCCCAUUAAAUUUUGUCUGGCUUGCCGUUCCAAAUAAAAUUGAAUAUUUUUUUCUCAUAUAAUUUUUAAAACUGUUCACUAGGCAUAGGCAAGGCAAGACCAUAAGCAAAUAGGUAAACUGGGAUAAUGCUAAAGAGUUAAUCAGGGUGAUCUUUCCACAAAUUGACAGGUAUUUACCUUUCCAUGGUAGCAAGAUCUUAUCUAUUUUUGCUAACUUUCUAUUUAAUAAAAUUGGAGUGAGAUCAUUUAUUUCAUUUGGGAUAUGUAUUCCGAGUAUAUCCACAUCACCAUCAGACCAUUUUAUUGGUAAACUUUUUUAGUGAUCCGAUACGUAAUAGAGUACAUUUAUCAUAAUUUGGUUGUAAUCCAGAGAGGUUAGAAAAUGUAUCUAGAUCCUCUAUGAGGCUGUGGAGGGAUUCAAGUUGUGGAUUUAAAAGAAAACAUGAAUCAUCAGCGUACAAUGACACCUUUGUUUUUAAGCCCUGGAUAUCUAAUCCCUUGAUAUUAUUGUUGGAUCUGAAUUUAAUAGCUAACAUCUCGAUGGCAAUAAUAAAUAGAUAUGCCGAUAGUGGACAACCUUGUUUCACUCCUCUUGACAGUUUAAACCUUUCUGAGAAAUAGCCAUUAUUUACUAUUUUACACCUAGGGUUACUAUACAUGAUUUUAACCCAAUUUAUAAGAGAUGGUCCAAAAUUGAAAUGCUCCAGGCAUUUAUCUAUAAACCCCAGUCGUACUUUAUCAAAUACCUUUUCGAAGUCUGCUAUGAAUAGCAGGCCUGGCUUCCCAUAUUUUCCAUAGUGUUCUAUUGUUUCCAGUACUUGUCUUAUAUUAUCUCCAAUGUAUCGCCCAUGUAAAAAACCUGUCUGAUUAGAAUGAAUAAUGUCCAACAAUACCUUUUUAAUUCUAUGCGCUAUACAUUUUGCUAGAAUUUUAGCAUCACAACACUGAAGUGUAAGGGGCCACCAAUUCUUUUAAUGGACUGGAUCUUUAUAUUUUCCACUUGUAUCCUGUUUCAGUAAUAAUGAAAUCAGGCCUUCUUCUUGAGUGUCUGAUAAUCUACCAUUUACAUAGGAGUGGUUAAAACAUGCUAAUAACAGUCCUCUGAGUAUAUCAAAAAAGGUUUGGUAUACCUCGACUGAUAUGCCAUCCAACCCUGGAGUUUUCCCGGACUUAAACUCUUUAAUUGCAUUCAGAAGUUCCUCCUCUGUAAUUUCACCUUCACAUGAGUCUUUCUGUAUGGCUGUUAAUUUUACAUUAUCAAUAGAAGAAAAACAUCUCUACAAUUUGCUUCAGUUAGAGGAGAUGGAGGCGACUGAAAUGAAAACAUAUGCUUAAAGUACUUUGUUUUCUCCUUCAAAAUAUCAUUUGGUGAAUCAUGGGUGACUCCGUCAUUUGUAACCAGUUUCAGUAAAUUAUUUUUGGUAGCAUUCCUAUGUUGAAGAUAAAAAAAAUAAUUUGGUGCAUUUUUCCCCAUAUUCCAUCCAGUUUGCUUUAUUUUUAUAACAUAUUACACUUGAUCUUUCUUGAAUAAGUUUCUCCAUUUCUUUUUGUUUUUCCUCUAAUUUAUUCACAGCCUCUAUGUUACAGUUUUUAUUGCUAUCUAUCUGUUAUGUUAGACCUUCUAUUUCCUUUGUUAGUGUGGACUCUUUUGACCUAAAUUGCUUUUGUUUUUGAGAUAAGUACUGAAUUCUGUACCGCAUUCUGUCCCCUAUCAACACUUUUUAAACUUUUGGUGCCAACGAGAAUUACAUAAGAAAGAAGUCAAGACGACUAGCUUGAUUAAGUCUCCGCCAUGUAUAUCUCACUAGAUCAGGAUAUUUAAGCCUCCAUAUAUCUACUAGUUCUAAUGUAUCCAUGACAGUCACGAUUUUCUUAAGAGCAUGUGGGUGAUUGUUUGUAGUGUGAUUUCCUUUACGGUCCAUUGAGCUAUUUAAAACGGCAUUAUAAUCUCCCACCAUAAUAAUAGAGUCUUGAAUUGCUUGCAAGGUCGAUAAUUUAUUAUAUAUAUUUUCAAAGAAGUGUGGAUCAUCAUUAUUUGGUCCGUAAUGGUUAAUGAGCCAUAUUUGUUUAUGGUCCAAUAACAGAUUUAAAAUCAUCCAUCUACCUUGCGUAUCUGUUUGGACAAUUUGCACAUUCGAAUUGAAAUUACUGUUAAUUAAUAUCAUCACCCCUUUUGAGUUUCUUAGCCCAUGGGAGAAGUAUAUUUCUCCCCCCCCCCCCCCCCCCCCCCCCCCCCCCCCCAUUCCCUUUACCACGACAACUUCAUCUAGAAUUGUUGAAUGGGUUUCCUGUAAACAAUAGAUAUUAUAUUCCUUCUCUUUGAGCCAUGUAAAUAUUGUUCUUCUUUUGUUAUUAUCUGCUUAGCCAUUACAAUUAUAACUGGCUAUACUUAUUUCACCACAUACCAUAAUGAGAUACAAGUUUCAAAUCUAUUUGUCAUUAUACAGUGGGGAAAAAAAGUAUUUAGUCAGCCACCAAUUGUGCAAGUUCUCCCACUUAAAAAGAUGAGAGAGGCCUGUAAUUUUCAUCAUAGGUACACGUCAACUAUGACAGACAAAUUGACAUUUCUUUUCUCCAAAAAAUCACAUUAUAGGAUUUUUUAUGAAUUUAUUUGCAAAUUAUGGUGGAAAAUAAGUAUUUGGUCACCUACAAACAAGCAAGAUUUCUGGCUCUCACAGACCUGUAUCUUCUUCUUUAAGAGGCUCCUCUGUCCUCCACUCGUUACCUGUAUUAAUGGCACCUGUUUGAACUUGUUAUCAGUAUAAAAGACACCUGUCCACAACCUCAAACAGUCACACUCCAAACUCCACUAUGGCCAAGACCAAAGAGCUGUCAAAGGACACCAGAAACAAAAUUGUAGACCUGCACCAGGCUGGGAAGACUGAAUCUGCAAUAGGUAAGCAGCUUGGUUUGAAGAAAUCAACUGUGGGAACAAUUAUUAGGAAAUGGAAGACAUACAAGACCACUGAUAAUCUCCCUCGAUCUGGGGCUCCACGCAAGAUCUCACCCUGUGGGGUCAAAAUGAUCACAAGAACGGUGAGCAAAAAUCCCAGAACCACACGGGGGGACCUAGUGAAUGACCUGCAGAGAGCUGGGACCAAAGUAACAAAGCCUACCAUCAGUAACACACUACGCCGCCAGGGACUCAAAUCCUGCAGUGCAAGACGUGUAUAAGGGAUCGGGGUUUGGCUGGAUCUAGACAGAGUCUGACACUUCCCCGAUCUACAGAGAGGGGGAGUCAUCAGACUCGAUCUGUUUCACCUGAGUUCUGAGCACACCUGUCAGUAAUUAGAGUAGGAUAUAAGGUGUGCUCAGAAGUUCAGUCGGUGCGAGGUAUUGUUCCUUUGUGACUUGCUAAGCGUUUUGUUCAGAGAGAGAGAGAGAGAUAGUUUGUUUUUGAUUACCAGUGUACCAGACCUGUGCUUCGUUGUUUGACUCCCCGAAUUGCUUAAUCCUCUGCUUGUCUAUCCCAGUGAUUACCGUACUCUGAACCUGUGCCCGUGCCCUCGACUACGACUACGCCCGCUCCCUUGGUACCUCUGCCAGUCUCUGCCUUGCCCGGUUUUGACCCCAGCUCGCCAGACCACGAUUAAGCUAUUUCCUUGUCUGUACUCGAAUAAUUCUGCGAUUGUAUCUUACCACUCUGUCCGAGUAUUCAUUACAGAAUACCUCGCCAAAACCAUGGAUCCAGCGGAAUUACAGAGGCGAUGGGAGAUACAGGAGAAACGGAUGGAUGAACUCCUGCAACUACUCAACGCUGGUGCGGCUGAAGGCACCACCCCGAGCACAGUCAGUCCUCGUCAUGCACCUCCGAUUUCUCUACCGACUAAGUACGAUGGGGAACCUGGCAAAUGUCAGGGGUUUCUACUUCAGACGUCCCUGUAUAUGUCCUAUAAUCGUACUAUGUUUUCCGAUGACCGUAGCAGGGUGGAUUUCAUGAUUUCUCUGCUAACGGGAAGAGCACUGGAUUGGGCUACUGCGCUAUGGGCAGCUGAGGUCCCCGAGUUGAAUGUGGAAGUUCAGUUUAAGAGACUGUUCCGAGAGGUGUUCGACCACCCAGUAUCUGGGCGUAGCGUGGGAGACCAACUAUGCGAACUUCAGCAGGGCCGUCGCACAGUAGUCGAUUACGCCUUAGAGUUUCGGACUAUAGCAGCUGGUAGCGGCUGGAGCGAGACUGCUUUGCUCACCGUUUUCCGAAGAGGGCUGCGCAAAGAAGUACAGACUGAGUUGGCCUGUCGGGGAGAUAUCACUGCGCUACAUGAAUUUAUCAACAUAGCCAUCUCUAUUGAUAAUUUGAUAGUGCAACACAAGGUAUCCACAGUCCGGGAGCCCUCGGUCACUGGUCCUAAGCAAUCGACAGAGCGGAGGAGAGAAUCUGAGGAGGAACCCAUGCAACUGGGACGGUCGCCCUUACAAAGUUCGGUGAGACAACAACGUCGGCAAGACGGACUAUGCCUGUAUUGUGGUCAGUCGGGUCAUUUCAUUCGUCAAUGUCCGGUUCGACCAAACCGUACCCCAGAAUAUCGCCUCGGAACUGCCAAACCGGUGAGUGAGACUCACGUUUUCAACAUUACAUCUAAACAAAUGUAUGUGCCAGUUACCUUAUCUGUCGGGGAGAAGGUGCGCAGGUUGGAAGGUCUUAUUGAUUCCGGAGCGGCUGCCAGUUUUAUGGAUAUGGGUCUCGCUGAGGAAUUGGGGGUUCAUCUUAUCCCAAUUCAACCUCCCCUGCGAGUCAACGCGCUAGACGGUGAGCCCAUGGGCACUGGGUUCAUUACGCACCGUACAGAGGUAAUAAAGUUACAAGUGGGCUCCAUACACCAUGAGAACAUCAUUCUGUUCGUCAUCUCCGCUCCACGGGAGCCGCUAGUUCUCGGCCACCCCUGGCUCGUCACCCAUGAUCCGGUCAUCUCCUGGAAAUCUGGCGAUAUCACUGCUUGGAGUGAGGUAUGUAGGGCAGAGUGCCUCAAUUUACCGUGCAAAACGUCUACUGUGGAGGAUGCGCAGGGUGCGGUGUCUACUGUUGUUCCAACAGAAUACCAGGAUUACGCGCAGGUGUUCUCCAAGGAGAGGGCUACCGUGUUACCACCUCAUCGGGCCUGGGACUGCGCGAUUGAUCUGCUAUCCGGGGCUACACCUCCUCGUGGAAGAAUCUACCCUUUGUCACAGCCGGAACGAGAAUCGAUGAGCAAGUAUAUUGAUGAGGCGCUACAGCAAGGGGCCAUUCGCCCAUCUACGUCUCCCGCCGCAUCCAGUUUUUUCUUCGUGAAGAAAAAGGAUGGCGGACUGCGUCCUUGUAUACACUAUCGAGGUUUGAACGAUAUUACCAUCAAAAAUCGUUACCCUCUUCCUUUGAUUCCAGCAGCCCUCGAGCAGGUGGGGCAGGCCUCAAUCUACAGUAAACUGGACCUCAGGAGUGCGUACAAUCUGGUGCGCAUUAGAGAAGGGGAUGAAUGGAAGACCGCCUUCAUCACACAUCGAGGACACUAUGAAUAUUGUGUCAUGCCCUAUGGACUUACCAACGCGCCCUCAGUUUUCCAGGCGUUCAUGAAUGACAUUUUCAGGGACUUGAUUGAUCGCUUUGUUAUAGUGUACAUUGAUGACAUCCUAAUCUAUUCUAACUCUCUGAGUGAACAUGUGUCCCAUGUACGACAGGUUCUGGACCGACUCCUACAACAUUCUCUGUUCGUGAAGGCAGAAAAUAGUGAAUUCGAUGUCACUACGAUUUCCUUCCUUGGGGCCAUACUCACUCCCGACGGGGUUAAACUGGAUGGUUUAAGGUGCAAGCGGUACGAGACUGGUCUCGACCCCAGACGGUGAAAGAGCUCCAGAGAUUCUUAGGGUUUGCCAAUUACUAUAGACGGUUCGUGCGUAAUUUCAGCACUACCGCAGCUCCCCUGAAGGCGAUGACCAGCUACAAGGGUCGCGGUUUGAACUGGACGGAGGGGGCAGUGUGUGCUUUUGAGACGUUGAAACAACGCUUUACCACCGCUCCUAUUUAUGUCAGCCGGACCCUACCUUGCCGUUUAUCGUGGAAGUGGACGCCUCGGAGGUUGGAGUUGGAGCCGUGUUAUCCCAGCGCCAAGGUGAGCCGCCUAAAUUACGACCCUGUGCUUUCUUUUCAAGGAAACUGAAUUCGGCCGAGCAGAACUACGACGUGGGUAAUCGUGAAUUACUGGCGGUGAAGUUAGCACUGGAGGAGUGGAGACAUUGGCUGGAGGGAGCAUAUAAUAAUAUAAUAUAAUAAUAUGCCAUUUAGCAGACGCUUUUAUCCAAAGCGACUUACAGUCAUGCGUGCAUACAUUUUUGUGUAUGGGUGGUCCCGGGGAUCGAACCCACUACCUUGGCGUUACAAGCGCCAUGCUCUACCAGCUGAGCUACAGAGGAUCACGUUCCAAGUGCUCACGGACCACCGCAACCUGAAGUAUCUUCACAGUGCUAAACGACUGAACUCCCGACAGGCAAGGUGGUCUUUAUUCUUCAACCGUUUCCGAUUCACUGUCUCUUAUAUCCCCGGGUCCAAGAAUGGGAAGGCGGACGCGCUUUCCAGACGGUUCGAGCGCGCGGAAAGACCCGUGGAACCAGAACCUAUCCUCCCCAUGAGUUGCCGUGCUGGUCCUGUGAGGUGGGCUAUUGAUGACACUAUUCAGGAGAGCCUACAAGCGGAACCAGCCCCUCCAGAAACCCCGGUGUCAAAGGUGUUUGUACCAGCUCCGCUUCGACCUCAACUGAUGGAAUGGUGCCACACGUCGCUGGGAUCUGGUCAUCCCGGAAUCACUCGAACUACACGACUCAUCAGCCAAAAAUACUGGUGGGAUUCCCUCACAGAUGACGUCAGAGACUAUGUCUUAUCCUGCCCAGUAUGUGCUCAGUCCAAGGUACCUCGUGCACUACCGGAGGGUAAGCUGAUGCCAUUGCCAACUCCUCAACGACCCUGGUCGCACAUUGCAAUGGACUUUGUUACAGAUCUACCAGAAUCAGAGGGCCAUACUGUAAUUCUCGUGGUCAUCGAUCGAUACUCCAAGAUGUGCCGGUUAGUACCCAUGACCCGUUUGCCUAACGCCACUCAGAUGGCUGAGACUAUGUUUAACCAGGUGUUCCGGCAGUUUGGUGUUCCGGAGGAUAUUGUUUCCGACCGGGGACCCCAGUUUGUAUCCCGGGUAUGGAAGGCCUUCUGCGAACGCUUGGGCAUCUCGGUGAGCUUAACCUCCGGAUAUCAUCCCCAGGCCAAUGGGCAGACAGAACGGCUCAACCAGGAAAUUGGGAAAUAUCUAUGGCAACAAUGUUCGCGGCAGCCGCAAGAGUGGAGCCGAUUCCUUCCUUGGGUAGAGUAUGCUCAGAACUCACUCAUUCACACCUCCCUACGUCUAACGCCCUUCCAGUGUGUUCUAGGGUAUCAACCACCCCUGUUCCCGUGGGAUACCGCACCAGGGAUGGUACCGGCUGUGGACGAGUGGUUCCGUCUGAGUGCGCAGGUCUGGGAGACGGCCCAUCAACAUCUCAGUCAGGCCUCACAACAGCAAAAGAUCUACGCCGACCGACGCCGGAGACCUACUCCCACUUAUCAAUCUGGGCAACGAGUGUGGCUGUCUACCCGGGACCUGCGGUUCCGACGGAGCUGCUAGAAGCUUCAACUUAGGUACAUCGGGCCUUUCAAGAUACUGAGACGUAUUAACCCUGUCACCUACCAUCUGUUACUUCCCCGACACUACAGGAUAACCCCUACGUUCCACGUCUCCCUGUUGAAACCUGUCCACUAUAGCCCGAUGUACCCCCCAAUCGCUCAACAACCUACUACACCACCUUUGGAGGAUGAACAGGACACCACCUAUACAGUCCACGAGAUACUGGAGUCAAGACGGAGACGAGGGGGCAUCGAAUAUCUCGUGGACUGGGAGGGAUAUGGACCUGAGGAACGGUCCUGGAUCCCUGCGAAGGACAUACUGGAUCCCGCUCUCAAGGCCACAUUCCACGCUGAACACCCAGAUCAUCCAGGACCCCGACCCAGAGGAAGACCACCCGGUAGAGGUAGAAGGCUGUCAGGAGCCGGCCCUGGGGAGGGGGAUACUAUAAGGGAUCGGGGUUUGGCUGGAUCUAGACAGAGUCUGACACUUCCCCGAUCUACAGAGAGGGGGAGUCAUCAGACUCGAUCUGUUUCACCUGAGUUCUGAGCACACCUGUCAGUAAUUAGAGUAGGAUAUAAGGUGUGCUCAGAAGUUCAGUCGGUGCGAGGUAUUGUUCCUUUGUGACUUGCUAAGCGUUUUGUUCAGAGAGAGAGAGAGAGAGAUAGUUUGUUUUUGAUUACCAGUGUACCAGACCUGUGCUUCGUUGUUUGACUCCCCGAAUUGCUUAAUCCUCUGCUUGUCUAUCCCAGUGAUUACCGUACUCUGAACCUGUGCCCGUGCCCUCGACUACGACUACGCCCGCUCCCUUGGUACCUCUGCCAGUCUCUGCCUUGCCCGGUUUUGACCCCAGCUCGCCAGACCACGAUUAAGCUAUUUCCUUGUCUGUACUCUAAUAAAGCAUCGCAAUUCUGCGAUUGGAUCUUACCACUCUGUCCGAGUAUUCAUUACAACGUGUCCCCCUGCUUAAGCCAGUACAUGUCCAGGCCCGUCUGAAGUUUGCUAGAGUGCAUUUGGAUGAUCCAGAAGAGGAUUGGGAGAAUGUCAUAUGGUCAGAUUAAACCAAAAUAGAACUUUUUGGUAAAAACUCAACUCGUCGUGUUUGGAGGACAGAGAAUGCUGGGUUGCAUCCAAAGAACACCAUACCUACUGUGAAGCAUUGGGGUGGAAACAUCAUGUUUGGGGCUGUUUUUCUGCAAAGGGACCAGGACGACUGAUCCGUGUAAAGGAAAGAAUCUAUCUAAUAUCUAUCUAUUAUAUAUAUAUCAAAUCUAUUUGUCAUUAUAUAUGUUUGUACAUUUACCAAUAGAAAAUACCAUAGUGAUUGAGUGUCCAUAUAGCUGUACCAUGAUAUUUGCAAUGUUACUAAAUAACCCUCCAAUUGUUCUCCAAUAAUUCCCCCGCUAAAACCCCUCCCCAUCCCAUGUUGGGCCGUUAUCCCAGUGAUCAGCAUACCACCCCUGUCCCCCCGGAUCUCUAGGCCCCCGAGGGGCCAGGACCCAUCCAUCGAAAACAUCACAUAGUGCCACCCACAAAACAGAAGCAGGUCAACCGCCAAAAGCAUUUCCAAUGCUCUCACCUCAAUAUAUAUGUAGCUAUUUAAAAAAAUAUCUAUUCAAAUAUCUUGCAUAUCUUAUUUUCCAUCAUUAUCAAUUAAUGUGCGUAAUAAUGUCGGCAUUCAUGCGUAGGAUUUGAACCUAUAACCCGAAUUUCCAUUGUAUUACAUUACAUUUUUAACAAGCAACUACCACUUCAUGUAUAUAUAUGUUCAGGCUGCAUAUAGGCAAUUCACAGCAGGUCCAUAAAACAGAUGGGAACUUCUCUUUGGUGUAUGGGUCACUCAGGUGGGUGUCCAGGAUAUAGGGUUGGGGAUCGUUCCAUCAUGAUAGGACAAUAAAGAAAUAGAUUAGAUGGAUACUAUAUUUUAAAAUGUAUAUCCCUCAUCUACACAACAUUGAAAGCUCCCUCUCACAACCCCUGCUCAUAGACACGCGUUGGUUCUGGGAUAUGCAACCAUUUCCCCUCUCACUCACUUAACGCCUGACUUUUCCAAACACAAAAACGCACUCCACAUGGCUGAUUGCGGAGGAUAGAGGCCGAGCGCGCGCCUGCAUCCCACACCUGCCACAAGGGGGAAAGGAUGCCAGGGAGAACACAGGACCAACCACAACAACCGUCCGCCAAAACAACAAUUGCCUGCCAAAAAUGCAAUGUUCUAAUUAGUUGUAUUUGAAGAUGUAUUAUUAUGCUUGUUAUUUUUUCUUGUUAUAUCGUCUUAUCCUAUUAUAAAAUACUAUACAUGUUCUUUAAUAUUACAAUCCCUACCAUGGCUAGUAUUGGGUGUUCCAUUAUUCGACUCCUCUAUUAGAACUUUCAGAAUAGCCAUGGAGUAGUCUUUGUGUCUCGGAACAUUUGGUUGUCAAUAUACAGUUUAUCGACAACGAGUGCCUCACGUUUCCCUUGUAAUCUAUUUUCCUUGAAGAUUGGAUACAGAAGUUUGCGCCUUUCUGCAAUCUCCCUUGGAAACUGAUCAUUCAUGCCUAUUUUCGUGCCAGCAAGUCUUUUACCUAGGCUUUUAACCAUUACAUUAUCCUUAAAGAAAGCACAUUUGGCAACGAUUGGACGCUCGUAUUUCUGUCCUCUUUGUCCGAAACGGUGUACACUUUCGAGUUGGAUUUUAUCGACAGCCUCGAGUGGAAUCUGCAGCGCUGUAAGAAGGAAGUCCUUCACAAUAUUCUCAGUUACUUCGCCCUCUUUUUCCUGAAUACCCGUAAGUACUAGAUUUUCUCUCAUCGAUCUAGUUUGGAUGUCUAGUAAGGCUUCUCUCAGAAGGUUGUUCUCCUUGUUUAGUUCCCUAACGUCCGUUUCCAUAGUUACUGUCACCUUUUAAUGUUUUGGUUUCUUUCUCCAUUAUCGCAGCUUUUUCGUCGCUCAUUUCAAGACUCGCUUUCAACUCCUUUACAUCCUUACUGACCAACUCCAGUAUGCCCAGUUUGUCAUUUAUCGACUUCAACAGGUCGCUUUCCACACUUACCAGACCCAGUGGUGAAAAGCAUAAAUCAUCUGUAUCAGUCGACGAGUCGCGUUUUCUCUUGGGGAUUGGUUCUCCUCAGUUUAUCUUCCGCCAUGUUUGGGUGUUGCGUGUUGUUGUAAUAUUUGUCGAUAUAUUUCUCUAGCCUUAUGAUUUGUUUUGUGUUAUUAUCCAGAUUGAAUUUGAUUAACUGCGAAUAUAUGAAAUGCUAAUAUUUAGUCUAACUUACUAAUUUUGAAUAUUAUGUUUUUAUCUUGAGGUGAUUUGUACCCCCCCUGUCUAUUCAAUACACCAUCUUGUCUAUGCCUACGAUAGAUUAAGAGUUAGAUAAACUUUGAUUUUUCAGCAAGGACAUACACAGGAUACUACCCUCCACAACAUAACCUUCACUCCAAAUCAAAACUCUAAACCUACAACCUUAUUUUGGACAACAUUACCUGGAAGGAUUCCUACUACCAGAGAUCCAAUCUAUACUGCAAAUGCUCUGCCAAACAAACAACAGAAACCUGAAAACUAAGUGAGUAAUGUUUAGGCUGAAGCUACUUUUACAACCAAGAAGAAAAAUACACCACAAUGAUAUAUUUUACUUUAUAUUGACUGAAGGCUAUGUUAAGGCUACCAAGCUUGCUAGGACAGUAUAUCUGACUGCAACUUCAAUUAGCACUGAGGUGUGAAGAGAGAGGUGUCGAAGCCCUUCAGCCCAACAAUGGCAGGAGAGUUCCACAGCCUACCCCACCUAAAUGCAGUAACUCAGGAUAUUAGACAACAAGGACUCUGAGUCAGCCAAUAUAAAUCUGGAACAGUAUUCGUAGAGGGCAACACCAAACAGUUUCUGCUGGACUUUCACCUAAUCAAAGAAAUAGCUCAGCAGGAGAAGCUCUCCUUUGAGAAAGAUACCCCCACACGAGCGGGUCAGACCAGACCUCGUCAUUGUAUAACUCCACAGACGAUCAACCCCAAACGGAAAGUAAACCUGCCAGCACAGAGUACUACUCCCUCAUUGAAAUGAAGGAUACAUUCACCCAGCUGGAGGUAAGGCACGUGAAGCUGGAACAGCAGGUGAACACACUCCAGUUAGCACAGACCCAGACAACAGUCCAGCACAACAACACCCCCUUAACUAGACCUGGAGAGCUGCAGGUAGAGAGAGACAUGUCUGCACUCUGGACUGUGGUGAGACAACAUCAACAGGAGAAAGAGCAGGAGCAGGAGAAGAACAGAGCACUAGAGGAGAGGAUCAGAGUGCUGGAGGAGAAGGUGAGAACGAUGACUGAGAACAACCCAUUAGUGAGCUGGCCACGCCCACAGAGAAGCCAGCAGAACAGCCCACCCUAGACCCUGACCAUAGCCUCGACAUUACAGCCAGAUAAACAAAUGAAGAACCCAAGCCCAGGGGAUCCCACCCCCUCAGAGCACCCCCCGUCAGCCACCCUGAUAGACCUCCUGACGACCCCCCCCCCCCCCCCCCCCCCCCACACCCACUGAGGACACACACAAGCCACAUAUUGUACACCUUAUGGACUCAAACGGGAAAUACAUACAAGAAAAUAAACGUUUCCCCAAACACAGUGUCUAAACUCUGGUGUCCAAACACCCAGCGCGCCCUAGACCUUCUGUCUGAGGACCGACUAGGAUCACCCAGCCACAUAAUAAUACACACAGGCACAAACGACCUGAGAACACAGCAGGAAAGGGUGGCCAAAGCACUCAAAGGAGUGAUUGAAAAAGCUUAUUCUACUUUCCCCAACGCACAAGUGGUUAUCUCCACCCUGCUACCAUGAAAAUACUUCCAUCCUGCUACCAUACAGUGGGUAAACACAAGUAUUUCCCGUGACUGUGCCUCAAAACCAAAUAUCUACCUGGCCCACCACUCCACCCUGGACGUGAACAGCCUUUAUGACCAGGUCCACCUAUACAAGGCAGCAGUGCCCACCUUCGCCCGGACCCUAAAGGACAUCGCCCUCAACCGCAGCCCCAAAACCUCACACAGGAGCAACAGAUCAACAGACACCCCACCCAGAUCAGCGAGACACUCUCCCAGACCUGCGGGACAUCCCCGCGGACCUACACAUAGAGGACACACGCCGAGAGGACCUACAUCCAGACCACAGCACCACCAGCCACAUCCACACCCCCACCUCGACCAUGCCCACACCCCAUCUAGGCCCCUUCAGAUCAGACCUAUACCCCUCCUACCCACCCCAUGCCCUCCACUCCCGCAAAGAGGGCCUCAACAUGAAAGUCACACAUACUCCCAGGCCGUGAGCAGGCAAACAGGCCCAAGCCAAUGGCAUGUACCAGAUGCUCAGCAGCUCUGCUCACACUUACUGGUCUGAGGCCAAACCACACGACUAACAACAUUGGACACUUUAUGGAGCACAAAGCCUUCACUAUCUUAUCCUGGAAUAUCCAAGGCCUGAGGUCAUCUGCCUUUGGCCUAAAGAGCAGGGACCUGGACUUCACCAAAGAAAGCAUCCUACAAGAAACAUGGUAUAGAGGAGAUGGACCCACUGGUUGCCCUCUAGGUUACGGAGAGCUGGUAGUCACAUCCACCAAACUACCAGGUGUGAAACAGGGAAGGGACUCAGGGGGUGUGCUAAUUUGGUAUAGAGCAGACCUAACUCACUCUAUUCAAAUAAUCAAAACAGGAACAUUUUACAUUGGGCUAGAAAUUCAAAAGGAAAUUAUCUCAACAGAGACAAAUGUCCUCCUGUGUGCUACCUAUAUCCCCCCACUAGAAUCCCCAUACUUUAAUGAAGACAGCUUCUCCAUCCUGGAGGGGGAAAUCAAUCACUUCCAGGUCCAGGGACAUGUACUAGUCUGUGGCGACCUAAAUGCCAGAACUGGACAAGAACCUGACACCCUCAGCACACAGGGGGACAAACACAUACCUGGAGGUGACAGCAUUCCCUCCCCCAUAUGCCCCCCUAGGCACAACUACGACAACAUAACCAACAAAAACGGGUCACAACUCCUGCAGCUCUGUCGCACGCUGGGUAUGUACAUAGUCAGUGGUAGGCUUCGAGGUGACUCCUACAGUAGGUACACCUAUAGCUCAUCUCUUGGCAGUAGUGCUGUAGACUACUUUAUCACUGACCUAAACCCAGUGUCUCUCAGAGCGUUCACAGUCAACCCCUAUCAGAUCACAGGAAAAUCACAGAGCAAUACUCAAUCAUGAGGCAUCAAAGCUAAAGGAACUGAAUAAUAUUAAGAUAUGCUAUAGAUGGAAGGAAAGUAGUGUAGAAACCUACCAAAAAACAAUUAGGCAACAACAAAUUCAAUCCCUUUUAGACAACUUCCUGGACAAAACGUUUCACUGUAAUAGUGAAGGUGUAAACUUGGCAGUAGAAAACCUAAACGGUAUAUUUGACCUCUCAGCUUCCCUAUCAAAUCUAAACAGAAACAGAAAACAAAACAAAAUUAACAACAAUGACAAAUGGUUUGAUGAAGAAUGCAAAAACCUAAGAAAGAAAUUGAGAAACCUAUCCAACCAAAAACAUAGAGACCCAGAAAACCUGUACAGCAGGCUCGUACAUUUCCUCAGUGAAAACAAUGUAGUGAGCAAAUGUGAAAUUGGCUUUUUACCAAAUUACCGUACGACAGACCACGUAUUCACCCUGCACACCCUUAUUGAAAAACAAACAAAACAAAACAAAGGCAAAGACUUCUCAUGCUUUGUUGAUUUCAAAAAGCUUUUUACUCAAUUUGGCAUGAGGGUCUGCUAUACAAAUUGAUGGAAAGUGUUGUUGGGGGAAAAACAUACGACAUUAUAAAAUCCAUGUACACAAACAACAAGUGUGCGGUUAAAAUGGGCAAAAAACGCACACAUUUCAUUCCACAGGGCCGUGGGGUGAGACAGGGAUGCAGUUUAAGCCCCACCCUCUUCAACAUAUAUAUCAACGAAUUGGCGAGGGCACUAAAACAGUCUGAAGCACCUGGCCUCACCCUACUAGAAUCUGAAGUCUUCUGUUUGCUGAUGAUCUGGUGCUUCUGUCCCCAACCAAGGAGGGCCUACAGCACCACCUAGAUCUUCUGCACAGAUUCUGUCAGACCUGGGCCCUGACAGUAAAUCUCAGUAAGACAAAAAUAAUGGUUUUCCAAAAAAGUUCCAGUUGCCAGGACCACAAAUACAAAUUCCAUCUAGACACCCUAGAGCACACAAAAAACUAUUCAUACCUUGGCCUAAACAUCAGCGCCACAGGUAACUUCCACAAAUCUGUGAACGAUCUGAGAGACAAGGCAAGAAGGGCCUUCUAUGCCAUCAAAAGGAACAUAAAAUUCGACAUACCAAUUAGGAUCUGGCUAAAAAUACUUGAAUCAGAUAUACAACCCAUUGCCCUUUAUGGUUGUGCGGUCUGGGGUCCGCUCACCAACCAAGAAUUCCCACAAUGCAACAAACAACAAAUUGAGACUCUGCAUGCAGAAUUCUGCCAAAAUAUCCUCUGUGUACAACAUAAAACACCAAAUAAUGCAUGCAGAGCAGAAUUAGCCCGAUACCCGCUAAUUAUCAAAAUCCAGAAAAGAGCCAUUAAAUUCUGCAACCACCUAAAAGGAAGCGAUUCCCAAACCUUCCAUAACAAAGCCAUCACCUACAGAGAGAUUAACCUGGAGAAGAGUCCCCUAAGCAAGCUGGUCCUGGGGCUCUGUUCACAAACACAAACAGGACAGCAACACAAUUAGACCCAACCAAAUCAUGAGAAAACAAAAAGAUAAUUACUUGACACAUUGGAAAUAAUUUUCAAAACAACAGAGCAAACUAGAAUGCUAUUUGGCCCUAAACAGAGUGUACACAGUGGCAGAAUACCUGACCACUGUGACUUACCCACAAUUAAGAACAUCUUUGACAAUGUACAGACACAGUGAGCAUAGCCUUGCUAUUGAGAAAGGCCGCCGUAGGCAGACCUGGCUCUCAAGAGAAGACAGGCAAUGGGCACACUGCCCACAAAAUGAGGUGGAAACUGAGCUGCACUUCCUAACCUCCUGCCAAAUGUAUGACCAUAUUAGAGACACAUAUUUCCCUCAGAUUACACAGACCCACAAAGAAUUCGUAAACAAACCCAAUUUGGAUAAACUCCCAUAUCUACUGGGUGAAAAACCACAGUGUGCCAUCACAGCAGCAAGAUUUGUGACCUGUUGCCACAAGAAAAGGGCAACCAGUGAAGAACAAACACCAUUGUAAAUACAACCCAUAUUUAUGUUUAUUUAUUUUCCUUUUUGUACUUUAACUAUUUGCACAUUGUUAGAACACUGUAUAUAUACAUAAUAUGACAUUUGAAAUGUCUUUAUUCUUUUGGAACUUCUGAGUGUAAUGUUUCCUGUUAAUAUUUAUUGUUUAUUUCACUUUUGUUUAUUAUCUAUUUCACUUGCUUUGGCAAUGUUAACAUACGUUUCCCAUGCCAAUGAGAGAGAGAGAGAGAGAGAGAGAGAGAGAGAGAGAGAGAGAGGCCACACGGUCACUGACUUUGCUUGGUUCACCUUGGAUCCACAGGGUAAGAGAGCAAGAGAGUGAGAGAAAGAGGCCGCACGGUCACUGACUUUGCUUGGUCCACAGGGUAAGAGAGAGAGAGAGAGUAUUCAUCCUCCUUGGCGUUUUUCCUAUUUUGUUGCAUUACAACCUGUAAUUUAAAUGGAUUUUUAUAUGGAUUUCAUGUAAUGGACAUACACAAAAUAGUCCAAAUUGGUGAUUUUUUUUUAAUAGAAAAUAAAUAACGGAAAAGUGGAGCGUGCCCCUAAAUAAGAUAAGGUGCAACCAAUUACCUUCAGAAGUCACAUAAUUAGUUAAAUAAAAUCCACCUGUGUGCAAUUUAAGUGUCACAUGAUCUGUCACAUGAUCUCAGUAUACAGACACCUGUUCUGAAUGAUUUGGGACUGGACCGGAGGUUCACCUUCCAGCAGGACAAUGACCUUAAGCAUACAGCUAAAGCAACACUUGAGUGGUUUAAGGGGAAACUUAAAUGUCUUGGAAUGGCCUAGUCAAAGCCCAAUCCAAUUGAGAAUCUGUAGUAUGACUUAAAGAUUGCUGUACACCAGCGGAAUCCAUCCAAUUUGAAGGAGCUGGAGCAGUUUUGCCUUGAAGAAUGGGCAAAAAUCCCAGUGGCUAGAUGUGCCAAGCUUAUAGAGACAUACCCCAAGAGACUUGCAGCUGUAAUUGCUGCAAAAGGUGGCUCUACAAAAUAUUGACUUUAGAGGGGUGAAUAGUUAUGCAUGCUCAGGUUUUCUGUUUUAUUUUUGUCUUAUUUCUUGUUUGUUUCACAAUAGAAAAUAUUUUGCAUCUUCAAAGUGGUAGGCAUGUUGUGUAAAUCAAAUGUUACAAACCCCAUGUUAUUAGGCAACAAAAUAGGAAAAAUGCCAACGGGGAUUAAUAGUUUCGCAAGCCACUGUAGAGGCCGCACAGUCACUGAAUUGGCUUGGCUCACCUUGGGGUCAACAGGGUGGGUGGGUGGGUGGUGGGGGGGUGGGUUGGGUGGGUGGGUGGGUGGGUGGGUGGGGUGAGAGAGAGAGAGAGAGAGAGAGAGUAGAGAUAUCUCGAGACUCAUCCUUCGUUCGAGCUUCUCCGAUCUCUAAUCCUCUGCUCUCUCUCCUCGCUGCUCUCUCUAGCAUAUCACGCCUCUCUCGCGCGCUCGCUCGCUCUCUACUCUCUAUCUCUCUCUCUCGAGGGGAGAGAGAGUUGCUGGCUCGAGAGAGAUUGCACGGUCACUGACUUUGCUUGGUCCACAGGGUGAGAGAGAGUUUAAGGGAGAGUUUUAGUUUUAUAAACCCUUUACUUCAUACUUAAUUCUUAACACAAAUAAUGGCACACUAUUCAUUUACUAUUAACAGUACUAAUAACAGUACUAAUGACAGUACUAAUGACAUCAAGGGUUGUUAGUAGUUGUAAUUGUAUUUGUUAUUUUGAUUUGAUUUAACAGACAGUGUUGUUGUUUGUUUUGAAUGCAUGAAUCACUAUGUGAGUCAUGAGUCCAAAGGGGGAAUCACCAGUCCCCUGGGGCCCUUUUGUAAAUAUGCUAAUUUAUUUUCUUCACAUGCCUGCCAGUAAAAGAAAAAAUAUAUGUUGAUAAUGGUUGACAGUUACUCCAAAUGGAAUGAAAGAAUGGUUUUCUGAUCCACACCCCUAAUUUAUUUUUAUUUUUAAGUUAUCUGUGACCAACAGAUGCAUAUCUGUAUUCCCAGUCAUGUGAAAUCCAUAGAUUAGGGCCCAAUUAAUUUAUUUCAAUUGACUGAUUUCCUUCUAUGAACUGUAACUCAGUUAAACAUUUUGAAAUGAUUGCAUAUUGUGUUUAUAUUUUUGUUCAGUGUAACAUGGAAUAUUGGUAGUAGCAAUCUGAAUGAUUCUAAACCUUCUACCAACUCCCCUGGUGAUAAUGCUGCCAAAUAUUUUAUGCUGAACAGGAAAUUACCGUGUUGGGACAAAGCCAGAUACUUAUCCCUCAUUGGUUGCUUUGGUCAGGGUUACCAGGUGUAACACAAAAAUUGUUCCAAUGACCACUCAAAACCUACCCACAAGGCCUGAAAACUAGCCCAAAAUGUGUUUGCCACAGCAAGACAGGAGUUGCCACAUUUAUCUAAUAUGUGUCUCCAUAGUGACAAUUUAAAUUCAAAUGGUAAAAUUCCUUUACCUUGUCCUCUACAUGUCUUUAUUAUCGAUUCAUUACACCAAAUUACUUAAUCUGAACAAUAUAAGUGAUUGAUAGUGAAUGGUAAAAAUGCAUGUUUUUUCAGAAAACAUUAUUGUGAAAGGGUGUUAAUGUAAGUCAUAUUGCUCUACAAAUAAUCAUAUUUUCAACAGGAGUAUACAACUCUAAAAGCCCCAACAGUUUGCUUUUUUGAUUUAUUUUAUUUCAUAACAAAUGUCAAUUAAUGUCUGUCCCAGUCGUCCAUCCCUCUGGAGCAAGAUGGACAGGAAGGAGAGGAGAUCCAUCAUGAGUCCAGUACAGUUUAGAUAGUCAGUAAUGGAGUUAAUCAGUUCCUCACCUCCCUCUCUCUCACUUUUGGGAAGCAAGAGACUCUAAAGUCUCUCUCUUAGAUCUUCUCUCGCUCCCUAUAUCCUCUCUGUCUCUCAUGUCUCUGUCUCUAUUCUGUCUCUAUCUCUCUCUCUCUCUCACUAUCUGCUCUCUCUCAUCCCUCUGUCUCUAUCUCGUCUCUCUAUCGUCUCUCUAGCUCGCUACGCUCUCUCUCUAUCUCUAUGUCUCUCUCUCUGAGAUCGCAUCUCUCUCUCUCUCUCUCUCUGACUCUCUCUCUCUCUCUCUCUUAUCUCUCUCUCUCUCUUAUCUCCUCUCUCUCGUCUCUCUUCGGUCUCUGUCCCUCUCUUCUGGUCUCUCUCUCUUUCUCUCUCUUCUCUAUCUCUCUUCUGCUCUCUCUGUCUCUCUGUCUCUCUGUCUCUCGUCUCUCUCUCUCUCUCUCUUCUCUCUCUGUCUCUCUCUCUCCUCUCUCUCUCUCUCUCUCUCUCUCUCUCUCUCUCUCUCUCUCUCUCUCUCUCUCGCUCUCUCUCUCUCUCUCCUCUCUCUCUCUACAUCUAAAAGAACAGCCUAAGUUAUAUGCAUAUUUGCUACAGUCUGUCAUGUCCACACCGAUGUUGACAUGAGAGAGGGGCCAGAAAAUGUAGCCAAACUUUAAAUGGACUUUUUUUAUUUACCGAAAUAUAAGCUAAACGCCAGUCAUGUUUGACAGUUAUAAUGUAAGAUAAUUCAAAUUAAGGUCUGAAGUCUUGAUUCUGUGGACAUACUCGAGGCACAGUUCAUUCAGAUCCAAUGGUCACAAGAGCACAGAAAAAGGCCCAGUUCCUGUUACGCCACACACCAACCACCUUCACAAUCUUAGCGGAGGCAGUCAGCAUUCACAAUCCUAGUCGUAUUAGCAACCAAUGUUGAAUGUUGCAUCUGUACAUUUCCCCUCUUUCUAAAUCACUAACGGAUAUUUUAAUCUCUGUCACAUGAAACCUCUUGCAUGUGUGGUAGUCUUUUUAGAGUGUGUUACAGCUAAUUGCAUGGCUUACUACCAUGUGCACAUUGCUGAGUUUAUAUUGUGAUGAAAUAAUAGUUCAUCAACAUUUUAAGCUAAAUGUUAUGAUCCGUUGCAUCAGCCUCAUUGCUUUAUACAUUUACGUUUAUGUACAGUCAAAUCAAAUCAAAUCAAAUUUUAUUGGUCACAUGCGCCGAAUACAACAGCUGCAGACAUUACAGUGAAAUGCUUACUUACAAGCCCUUAACCAACAGUGCAUUUAUUUUAAACAAAAAAAGUAAAAAUAAAACAACAACAAAUAAAGUGUUGAGAAAAAAAAGAGCAGAAGUAAAAUAAAGUGACAGUAGGGAGGCUAUAUAUACAGUAAAAUAAAGUGACAGUAGGGAGGCUAUAUAUACAGGGGGGUACCGGUGCAGAGUCAAUGUGCGGGGGGCACCGGCUAGUCGAGGCCUAGUGGUAUGAUUUAUCAUCCCAGAACUGUCAACCGGGACAUAUCCCCGGGACAUAUCACCGGGACAUAUCACCGGGACAUAUCCCCGGGACUACAGGACACCCUGGCAAUAUAGCAUACCCCAGAGAGAAAGCACAUCAUUCGAUCCUCUCUCUCCUCUCUCUCUCUGAAACUGUUGAAUGAUUAUUUCUCAGUUUCUCUCCCUUUCUGUGUUGGCUCUAGCAAACGCAGCCCCCUGCCGCCUGCUGCAGCUCUCUCAGUCACUCAGUCACUCAGUCACUCAGUCACUCAGUCACUCAGUCACUCAGCAGCAGGUCACAGUGAAAUUAAUUUGGCGGACACGAUGCAAUUUAGAAGUAGCACCAUAAAACCCGCAACUCACGAUCCAAUACAUUUUCACCCUCGACAUUUGUUUUCAAAGUAGCCCAAUAUGCAUGAAAACUGCGGACAUGGCAAAACCAUGGCUUCAAUAAAAGUCAACGAGAUUGAGUGUAGAUUGUGUGGAAUGAGGUGUAGGCAGAAACCGAAGCCAUGGCAGGGCCAGGCUGCGCAGAGGCCCCUGCUGCCAGAUUGAACACUGGCCCACCAAAGCCAUGGCAGGGCCAGGCUGCGCAGAGGCCCUGCUGCCAGAUUGAACACUGGCCCACCGAAGCCAUGGCAGGGCCAGGCUGCGCAGAGGCCCCUGCUGCCAGAUUGAACACUGGCCCACCGAAGCCAUGGCAGGGCCAGGCUGCGCAGAGGCCCCUGCUGCCAGAUUGAACACUGGCCCACCGAAGCCAUGGCAGGGCCAGGCUGCGCAGAGGCCCCUGCUGCCAGAUUGAACACUGGCCCACCGAAGCCAUGGCAGGGCCAGGCUGCGCAGAGGCCCCUGCUGCCAGAUUGAACACUGGCCCACCCAAUCAAAAAGGUUUGCUAGUUUGAAUCCCCGAGUUGCCUAGAUGAAAAACCUGUCGAUGUGCCCUUGAGCAAGGCACUUACCCUAUUUGCUGCAAAAGAGUUUCGACUAAAAUGUUACAUUUGUUGUUUGGGUUUUCUCUACAACUUUUACACAUUUCCCAGAGGCCACCGUGGAAGGCUAAUCUGUUAUAGAGGGAUUGGAAGCACCUUCGAGGGGGGAGGUCAGGAAUUCCCUUCCCUUAUGGAAGUUUUGGACAGCUGUAGCCCUGACAUGUUCCCUAACAUCAAUAGACUACCAAGGGCCAUCAUCACCCUUCCUAUGACUUCGUGUAGUGUUGAGAGACUCUCCUCCACUAGAGGCCGUAUCAAAACAUCCAUCAGAUAUUGCAUGCUGACUGCACGUCUCUCAACAACUUAGCCCUGUUGUCCUUUAAAAGGAACCUCUGUGACCGUUUGGGGCUACGAUGAAAUAACCUCCAUCUUCAACAACAAGCCUGGGCGUCUACCCCCCCAUUUUCCUGUAGCAUGUGAAACGCACAAGAAAGGUAAGCCCGAACACUGUUUCUGAUUUAGCCUGAUGUUGUCAUGCCUGCCUUGGUAGGCCUGGUCUAUGUUAGCUGAGUGCAGUGAGCUGGUGUAUUCGUACCCGCCGUGGUACUAUGUAUGAUGUUUUUAUGUCUGAAAUGCCUGUACUGUAGCGUCUGCUUAUUCAAAGUGAGCUAUUCAUUUCACACCCACCGUACAGUUCAAGAUGUAGGGAUGUAGCUCAGUUAGUAGGUGUUUGCAACGCCAGGGUUGUGGGUUCGAUUCCCAUGGGGGGGCCAGUAUGAAAAAAUAUAAAAUAAUGUAUGCACUAACUGUAUGUCGCUCUGGAUAAGAGCGUCUGCUAAAUGACUAAAAUGUAAAUGUAAAUAUAUGUCUAAAGUCAUUGUAAUGUAUUGUGUGUGGCUGUUUUCAUAUGGCAUGUGCAAUAAGCCGUUUGCUGAUGUCUGGCCGAUGCGCUGACCAUGGUCCUGAAUCCAACCUGUUGUGCCUAGAUUGGAUUGGAUUCUAGGUUGAAGAGUCACAUGCACAGAGUUGCAGAUGUAAUUACAGGCUACAGUAAAAACCUUCAUGUCCGAAUUCCAACAGAGAGAGAAAUAAAAACAAUACAAGUAAUAAUAAAGAAUACAAAUAAAAUAUAUACAUAUUAACACUGUAACAACGGUAAAUAUAUACAUAUUAACACUGUAACAAUGUUAAAUAUAUACAUAUUAACACUGAAACAACUGUAAAUAUAUACAUAUUAACACUGAAACAACGGUAAAUAUAUACAUAUUAACACUGUAACAACAUAGCUGAUAAGUGGUAGCUAUCCAGCAUGUUAAUGUCCAUUGGGGUGGGGGCAGGGUAAGAUAUCCGUUCCCAGAAAAUGUCCGUAGUGGGAGUAGCUGGCAUCUUCUUGGCCUUUCCUGCGACACCCGGUGGUGUAGGUGUCCUGGAGGCCAGGGAGUGUGCACCCAGUGGUGUCCUGGAGGCCAGGGAGUGUGCACCCAGUGGUGCGUUCUGCUGCGCGUACCACCCUCUGUAGCGCCUUGCGGUCAGCGGCAGUGGAGUUGCCGAACCAGGCUGUGAUGCAGCCCGACAGCGAGGGCCCUUGGGGACAAGACACAUUUAUUCAACAUCCUGAGGUUGAAGAGUCGCUGUCGUGCCUUCUUCACCACGGUGUCCGUGUGGUUUGACCAUUUCAGCACCUCUGUCUCCACGACAGCCCUGUUGAUGAGGAUGGGGGGCGUGUCCGGCCUGGUUCCUCCUGAAGUCCACAAUCAGCUCAUUUGUUUUGCUGACGUUGAGGGAGAGGUUGUUUUACAUGGCACCACGCCGUCAGACUGACGUUGAGGGAGAGGUUGUUUACCUGGCACCACGCCGUCAGACUGACGUUGAGGGGAGAGGUUGUUUACCUGGCACCACGCCGUCAGACUGACGUUGAGGGGAGAGGUUGUUUACCUGGCACCACGCCGUCAGACUGACGUUGAGGGAGAGGUUGUUUACCUGGCACCACGCCGUCAGACUGACGUUGAGGGAGAGGUUGUUUACCUUGCACCACGCCGUCAGACUGACGUUGAGGGAGAGGUUGUUUACCUGGCACCACGCCGUCAGACUGACGUUGAGGGAGAGGUGGUUUACCUGGCACCACGCCGUCAGACUGACGUUGAGGGAGAGGUGGUUUACCUGGCACCACGCCGUCAGACUGACGUUGAGGGAGAGGUUGUUUACCUUGCACCACGCCGUCAGACUGACGUUGAGGGAGAGGUUGUUUACCUGGCACCACGCCGUCAGACUGACGUUGAGGGAGAGGUUGUUUACCUGGCACCACGCCGUCAGACUGACGUUGAGGGAGAGGUUGUUUACCUUGCACCACGCCGUCAGACUGACAUUGAGGGAGAGGUUGUUUACCUGGCACCACGCCGUCAGACUGACGUUGAGGGAGAGGUGGUUUACCUGGCACCACGCCGUCAGAGUGUCUACCUCCUCCCUGUAGGCCGUCUCGUCAUUGUUGGUGAUCAUACCUACUACUGUCGUGUCGUCAGUGAACUUGAUGAUGGAGUUGGAACUGUGUGAGGCCACGCAGUCGUUGGUAUACAGAGAAUACAGAAGGGGACUGAGGACGUACCCUUGUGGUGCCCCUGUGAUGAGAAUCAGUGUCGAGGAGGUAAUGUUUCCUACCUUCACCACCUGGGGGCUGCCUGUCAGGAAGUCCAGGACCCAGUUGCAUAGGGAGACGUUCAGACCCAGGGCCGUGAGCUUUGUGGUGAGCUUAGAGGGCACUAUGGUACUGAAGGCUGAGUUUUAGUAGAUGAACAGCAUUCUCACAUACAGUGGGGAAAAAAAGUAUUUAGUCAGCCACCAAUUGUGCAAGUUCUCCCACUUAAAAAGAUGAGAGAGGCCUGCAAUUUUCAUCAUAGGUACACAUCAACUAUGACAGACAAAAUGAGAAAAAAAAUCCAGAAAAUCACAUUGUAGGAUUUUUAAUGAAUUUAUUUGCAAAUUAUGGUGGAAAAUAAGUAUUUGGUCAAUAACAAAGGUUUCUCAAUACUUUGUUAUAUACCCUUUGUUGGCAAUGACACAGGUCAAAUGUUUUCUGUAAGUCUUCACAAGGUUUUCACACACUGUUGCUGGUAUUUUGGCCCAUUCCUCCAUGCAGAAUUCCUCUAGAGGAGUGAUGUUUUGGGGCUAUCGCUGGGCAACACAGACUUUCAACUCCCUCCAAAGAUUUUCUAUGGGGUUGAGAUCUGGAGACUGGCAAGGCCCCUCCAGGACCUUGAAAUGCUUCUUACGAAGCCACUCCUUCGUUGCCCGGGCGGUGUGUUUGGGAUCAUUGUCAUGCUGAAAGACCCAGCCACGUUUCAUCUUCAAUGCCCUUGCUGAUGGAAGGAGGUUUUCACUCAAAAUCUCACGAUACAUGGCCCCAUUCAUUCUUUCCUUUACACGGAUCAGUCAUCCUGGUCCCUUUGUAGAAAAACAGCCCCAAUGCUUGAUGUUUCCACCCCCAUGCUUCACAGUAGGUAUGGUGUUCUUUGGAUGCAACUCAGCAUUCUUUGUCCUCCAAACACGACGUGUUGAGUUUUUACCAAAAAGUUCUAUUUUGGUUUCAUCUGACCAUAUGACAUUCUCCCAAUCCUCUUCUGGAUCAUCCAAAUGCACUCUAGCAAACUUCAGACGGGCAGGGGGACACGUCUGGCACUGCAGGAUUUGAGUCCCUGGCGGCGUAGUGUGUUACUGAUGGUAGGCUUUGUUACUUUGGUCCCAGCUCUCUGCAGGUCAUUCACUAGGUCCCCCCGUGUGGUUCUGGGGGGGAUGAUAGUGGACAUCAUGAAGCAGGUGGGAAUAGUGGCCUGAGCUAGAGAGAGAUUGAAAAUAUCAGAAAACAUAACAGCCAGCUUGUCUGCACAUGCUCUGAGGGCACGGCAAGGGAUGCUGUCUGAGCUGGCAGCCUUGCUAGGGUUAACACAUUUGAAUGACUUCCAUACGUCCUCCGUGGAGACCGUAAGUAAGUAGCCCUCGUUGUCCUCAGCAGCUCAGAGUCGCUCCAAGCGGGAGGAAACUGAGUUUAUCUCAUCCGGUAGGGUGGUGUUGGUGUCUGCCACGUAACUGGCUUUCUUUUUAUAAUCUGUGAUGGUUAAAAGCCCCUGUCACAUACGCCUCGUGUCCGACCCGCUGAACUGAUCCUCCACUUUGUCCCUAUACUUGUGUUUCACCAUCUUGAUCGAUCUUCGUAGUUCGUAUUUCUACUGUUUAACCAAACUAUUGUCCCCAGUCUCCUUGCCCUGUUUAUAAGCAUCAUCUCUCUCUUUCAGUUUCCCUACAAGGCUGCUAUCAAUCCAUGGUUGGUUUUGAAAGUUUUGAAAGACACCAUCGGUAUCAUCAAUGCAUUAGUUUAUGAAUUCGGUGUCUGAGUCAGCGUAUUCAUUGAUGUACAUAUUCCAGUCCACGUGAUCAAAAUAGUCUUGGAGCAUGGGAUUCUGAUUGGUCGGACCAACGCUGUACAGACCUGACUACCGGAACUUCCCUCUUGAGUCUUUGUUUGUUGGUGGGGAGAAGCAAAAUAGUGUCGUGGUCAGAUUUGCCAAAAGGAGGGCCUUAUACCCGUGUCUAAAAGGUGUGUAGCAGUGGUCCAGCGUCACCUUACCGCGAGAUGGACAGUCAAUGUGUUAUUAAUCAUUUUGAGAGCAGGAACCUCAAAUUACUUUUGUUAAAGUCUCCCGAAAAUAAUGAAUGCUGCCUCCGGAUAUGCGGUCUCCAGUUUGUUCAAGGUCCAAUGAAAGUGUUCGGUAUUGACCUGUGGUGGGAUGCACACAGCCGUGGCGAUAAUCCCUGCGAACUCUCUCGGAAGGUAAAAAGGAGACAUUUGAUUACCAAUUAUUCCAAGUCGGGAGAGCAGAAGCUCGUAAGUUCAUGUACGUUCCCCCAUCGCACCAUAUGUUGUUGGUCUUAAAGUAGAGCCAACCACCAGAGACAGCUCUCUUCCUAUCCACUAAUUUGGAUAUCGGAGGAGAGCCAAGUCUCAGAAGUAUUGCAGAAUCUGAAUUCGUCAAGUUUGUUAAUUAAUGAUUGAACUUGGCGAGAAGUAUGCUGGGUAAUGGAGGACAGUAGUAUGCUGGCAAAUGGAGGACAGAUAGUAUGCGGGUAAUGGAGGAGACGUAGUAUGCUGGGUAACAGGAGGACGAGUAUGCUCGUGGAUGAGGUGUUGUAGGCAGAGAAACCGAAGCCACCAUGGCGGGCCAGGCUGCGCAGAGGCCCCUGCUGCCAGAUAGAUUGAACACUGGCCCACCAAAGCCAUGGCAGGGCCAGGUCUGCGCAGAGGGCCCUGCUGCCAUGAUUGAACACUUGGCCCACCGAAGCCAUGCAGGGCCAGGCGGGCAGAGGCCCCUGCUGCCAGAUUGAACACUGGCCCACCGAAGCCAUGCAGGGCCAGCUGCGCAGAGGCCACUGCUUGCCAGAUUUGAACACGGCCCACCGAAGCCAUGGCAGGGGCCAGGAUGCGCAGAGGGCCCUGCUGCCAGAUUGAACCACGGGCCUCACCGAAGCCAUGGCAGGGCCAGGAGGAGAAGAGAAAAGCAAGGAGGAAAGAUGGAAAAAGGGAAAAAAAAAGAAAAAGGGUUUUUGCUAGGGUGAAUACCCGAAGUUGCCUAGAUGAAAAACCUGUCGAUGUUGCCCUUGCGGCAAGGCACUUAGCCCUAUUUGCUGCAAAAGAGUUUCUUACUAAAAUGUUACUUUGUUGUUUGGGUUUUUCUCUACAACUUUACACAUUUACAAGAGGAAACAGUGGGAAGCAAGAGGUGAUAGAGGGAUUGGAAAGGCGGCACCUUUCGAGGGGGCCCCCGGUCAGGAAUCCAUUCCCGUGUUAUUGGAAGUUUUGGACAGCUGUAGCGACAUGUCCCUAACAUUCAAUAGACUACCUAAAGGGCCAUCAUCACCCUUCCUAUGAAUGUCGUUUGUUUGGUAGUGUUGAGAGGACUCUCCUACAAGAGGCCGUAUCAAACAUCAUAGAUAUUGCAUGUGGGACACGUCUCUCAACAACUUAGACCCUGUUUGUCCUUUAAAAGGAACUCUGUGAAGUUGGGGCUUACAGAUGUGAAAUAACCUCCAUCUUUUAAACAACAAGCCCUGGGCGCUACCCCCCCAUUUUCCUGUAGGGCAUGUGAAAACGCACAAAAAGGUAAGCCCGACCGAACACUGUUUCUGAUUUAGCCCUGUGUGUCAUGCCUGCUUGGUAGGCCAGGGUCUUGUUAGCUCUGAGUGCAGUGAGAUGGUUUGAUUCGUACCCGCCGUGUACUAUGUUAUGAUGUUUUUAUGUCUGAAUGCCUGUACUGUAGGUCUGUUAUUCAAAGUGAGCUAUUUCAUUUCACACCCACCGUACAGUCAAGAGUAGGAUUGUAGCUAAGGAGUAGGUGGGUUUGCAACGCCAGGGUUGUGGGUUUUCGAUUUCCCAUGGGGGGGCCAGAUGAAAAAUAUUUAAAAAUAAUGUAUGCACUAAUGUAUGUCGCUCGGAUAAGAGCGUCUGGCUAAAAUGACCUAAAAUGUAAAUGUAAUUGUAUGUCUAAGUAAGUGUAAUGUAUUGUUGUGGCUGUUUUAAUUUAUGGCCAGUGCAAUAAGCCGUUGCUGAUGUCUGGCCGAUGCGCUGACCAUGUCCUGAAUCCAAACCUGUUGUGCCCUAGAUUGGAUUGGAUUCUAGGUGAGAGUCAACAUGCACAGAGUUGCAGAUGUAAUUACAGGCUAUGAGUAAAAACCUUCAUGUCCCGCAUCCAACACAGGAGAGAGAAAUAAAAACAAUACAAGUAAUAAUAAAGAAUAAAAAAUAAAGAGAUAAAUAUUAACACCUGUAACAAAGGUAACAUAUACAUAUUAUUAACACUUGUAUAACAAGUUAAAAUAUAGAAAUAUUAACACUGAAAUGAAAACAACUGUAAAAUAGAUGGAAAGAUGAAAAAAGGAAAAAAAACGCGGCAAAGAGAGAAAGAUAAAACUUUGUAAAAAACAUAAGAUGAUAAGUGGUUAGCUUCAAGCAUGUUAAUUGUCCAUUGGGUGGGGGCAGGGUUAAGAAUCCGUUCCCAGAAAAUGUCCGUAGUGGAGAGUAGAUGGCAUUCUUCUUGGAAAGGUAGCGGAGAAACCAAGGGGGGAUGUUGGGAGGGGGGAAGGGAGCGAGGCCCAGGGGAGAGUUGUGGCACCCUUGGAGUGGCGUCUUGGUUGUCCUGGAGGCCCAGGGAGUGUGCACCCAGUGGUGCGUUCUGAGGAGAGGAAACAGAAAGAGGGAGAGACGGGCAGGGAAGAGGGAUAG